AUGGUGUUCGAUAUGGACAUAUCUCCAUCUCACUCCGGCGACAAGUCUAGGGCGGACUUAGAGCAAGAGAUUCGAGAUUUGAAGCAGCAGUUGGCCAGCAUUUAUCAAACAUCUAGUCAGCGCCAUUCGUUUCCCACAGCGAUCAGCAGUAGCGAGUUGGAUGCAGUGACUAGUAGCAUAAGUAUUACGACAAGUGCAGCACGAACCAAGUUCAGUGCAUCCUCCUAUUCGGCAUUCGGCUUUCCGUCUGGUGCUCCCACCGGACAUUCGUUGGGGCAAUACGCACCAAACCAACCGAAUCUUCUCAAUCAGUAUCCGACAUUUUCGGUUAGUGCUCCUUCCUUCCCGUUCGUCGCGAGUGUAUCGAGUGUUCCAAAUCCGAUCGUCACACCACUACCGUCAAGCAGAACCGCUCGUGAUCUUCCAGUCCCAGCGUAUGGACCGAGUUCACAGCAAAUCGCCGCAAGACACGUGGUGCCCAAGGAGCUACCGGAGUUCACCGGCGAUCCCAUAGACUGGCCGCUAUUCGUGAGUAGUUACAACAACUCAACGCGUAUGUGUGGAUAUAGCGAUGACGAGAACCUCAUGCGUCUUCAACGGUGUCUCAAAGGGAAUGCGAAGGAGGCAGUUCGGGGACAUCUCUACCAUCCGUCAUCAGUGCCACAAGUCAUGUCAACCUUGGAAACACUCUACGGUCGCCCGGAAUUGAUUGUGAAGUGCCUGAAGAACAAAGUGUAUUCAACGCCGGCGCCGAAAGCGGACAAGUUGGAGAGCCUCAUCAGCUUCGGACUAGUCGUUCAGAACCUGUGUAGUCAGCUACAGUCCAUGGGCAUGGAUGCCCAUCUUUCAAACCCUUCGCUUCUCCAGGAAUUGGUUGACAAGUUGCCGGCCAAUAUCAAGCUGGACUGGGCCUUGUACCAACGACAGAUUCCGGUAGCAGAUUUGCGGACGUUUAGCGCGUACAUGACAACAAUUCUAUCUGCUGCCAGCAACGUCACAUUCUACGCAGAGCCGGUGCGAAAGCAGGAGAAACUCAAGGGUAAAGAGAAGGGUUUUGUGAACGCGCAUACAUCGGAGCCGGAACGGAAAGUCCAGCGGGACGUCAAGACGGAAGAUGCUGGUGCUAGUGAAGUGCGCCAACCGAAGCCGUGUCUACUGUGCAAGAAGGACGGACACAAAGUGCGCGAGUGCAAUAGUUUCAAGAGCUUGUCCCUGGAGAAUCGUUGGAAGACGGCCCAGCAGCUAAGCCUCUGCCGCCGCUGCCUGAUUCCUCACGGCAAGUGGCCGUGCAAGGCUACGGUGUGUGGUGUAAGCAACUGUGAAGCACGCCAUCACAAGCUACUGCACCCGGGAAACCCUCAGGCGCCGACUAUCGAAGCAGUGUCGUCAGCGAGAAGCCAGGUCACACCCACAACAUCAGCAACAGUGAACGUUCAUCGUCAACUUCCGUGUCCGGUACUGUUCCGGAUUCUUCCCGUUACCCUUUACGGGAAAAAGAAGUCAGUCACCACGCUGGCAUUCCUCGACGAUGGAUCUUCCUACACACUAAUGGAAAAGGAGUUGGCUGAUGAACUUGGCGUUGAAGGUGAGGCCGAACCCCUGUGUUUGCAGUGGACCGGCAGUAUCAAACGAAUCGAAAAGGAUUCGCAGAACGUACAGUUGGGAAUCUCGGCGGCCGGGAACAGUCAACAGCACACACUGGAAUACGUGCGGACAGUUGAAAGUUUGGAUCUUCCCCCGCAGUCUUUGCAGUACGAAGAGAUGGCACGCAGAUACGAUUAUCUCAAAGGUCUUCCCGUAGACAGUUAUCCUACCGCUACACCCCGUAUUCUGAUCGGUGUGGACAACGCUAAAUUGCUGCUGACUUUGAAGAAGCGAGAAGGGAAGUACUUCGAACCAGUUGCAGCAAAAACAAGGCUAGGUUGGACCAUCUACGGCAAAGCAGAAGGACUUUCGAGCACACCAGAACAUCGUAUUCUGCACAUUUGCGCUCGCUCAUCCGACGAACAGCUACAUGACGCAGUGAAAAACUUCUUCUCCAUCGAAAACGUUGGUGUGGCGCUAGUUCCACAAAUCGAAGCUGAAGAAGAUCGGCGAUCACGUGAGAUUCUCGAGCAAACAACUAUCCGGACAUCAUCUGGGCGGUUCCAAACAGGACUACUCUGGAAGUUCGACUGCAUUGAGUUUCCUGAAAGCCGGUUAAUGGCUGAAAAGCGACUGACUUGCUUGGAGCGGAGUUUGUGCAAGAAACCGGAGCUGUACGCAAAUGUCCGACAGCAGAUCCUCGAUUAUCAGUCGAAGGGCUACGUCCAUAAGCUUACGGAUGAAGAGGCCAGCCGCAGUGACCCCAGAAGAGUCUGGUACUUACCGUUAGGAGUGGUUCAGAACCCGAACAAGCCCGGAAAAGUCCGGGUUGUGUGGGACGCUGCGGCGAAAACCGGUGGCGUAUCAUUGAACUCCAUGCUACUGAAGGGGCCGGAUCUACUCAUUUCGCUGCCAUCCGUGCUAUUCCGUUUCCGUCAGCGAGAGGUUGCCAUUACGGGUGACAUAAAGGAAAUGUUCCACCAGAUAUUGAUUCGACCGGAGGACCGACAAGCUCAGCGUUUCUUGUGGCGGGACAGUUCCAGGGAACCCAUGCAGGAAUAUGUGAUGGAUGUUGCAACGUUUGGGUCAACAUGUUCGCCAUGCUCUGCCCAGUACGUGAAGAAUAGAAACGCCGAAGAGUGGAAGCAGGUAUACCCGGACGCGGCUGCAGCUAUUGUGGAGAACACCUACGUAGAUGACUACGCCAACAGUUCGGAUUCCGUUGAGGAAGCGGCUCGUAUAGCGCUCGAGGUGAAGGAGGUUCACGCAAGUGCUGGUUUCGAGAUCCGAAAUUGGUUGUCAAGUUCUAAACAAGCUCUUCGACGGGUCGGGGAAGAAGCAUCACAAGUAUCAAAGAGCUUCAUUGCAGAAAAGUCCACCGGCUCCGAACGAGUACUAGGAAUGACGUGGUUACCAGAACCAGACGAAUUCACGUUCACUCUCAAACUACGUGAUGAAGUUUUUCAACUGUUGGCGGAGGAAUUCAUUCCGACAAAGCGUCAAGUGCUAAGAGUGGUAAUGAGCAUCUUCGAUCCUCUCGGGCUUGUUGCAGCGUUUGUGGUGCACGGAAAAUGUUUAAUCCAGGACAUUUGGAGAGCAAAGGUGAACUGGGACGAGCAAAUUCCAGAAGAAUUGGUCAGCAAGUGGCGGCGUUGGGUGGAUGUGCUGCAAAACCUUAACCAGGUGAAGAUUCCACGCUGCUAUUUCCCUGGAUACGAUCCCCGCAGUUUGGAGUGCUUAGAUCUGCACGUUUUCGUCGACGCAAGUGAGGAAGCGUACGCGUGCACCGCUUAUUUCCGGAUUGUCGAUCGAGGACAGAUACGAUGCGCUCUCGUGUCUGCCAAAACAAAGGUAGCUCCUCUAAAUCCAAUGUCGGUGCCUCGCCUGGAAUUGCAGGCCGCAGUUAUCGGUGUCCGACUAAUGAAGGCGGUACAGGACAACCACUCACUCCCGAUAAGUCGUCGUGUGAUAUGGGGUGACUCAAAGACAGUGCAGUCCUGGCUUCGUUCGGACCAGCGGAAAUACCGCCAAUUCGUAGCUUUCAGAGUCAGCGAAAUUCUUAGCGAGACGAGUCUGGAAGAAUGGCGAUGGGUCCCAACACGGAGUAACGUAGCAGAUGAAGCAACGAAGUGGGGUAAAGGACCUAGCUUCCACUCCGACAGCCGAUGGUUUACAGGUCCGGAAUUCCUUUAUGAGGAUGAAUCAGGGUGGCCAGAACAGGAAUAUUCGCCACCAAACACCCAAGAAGAAAUUCGACCAAUCCACGCUCACCAUCGUGCAUCUUUAGUACCAGUAUUUGACUAUCAACGCUUCUCCAAAUAUCAACGACUGCUACGAACGGUAGGAUACGUACUGCGCUUCAUCGAUCGUUGUCGUCGAAAGCAUGCAACCGAAUCUUCCGAUACUGGACUGUCAAGAAAGGAACUGUUGAAGGCUGAACUCGUGCUGUGGCGGCUGGUGCAGAACGAAGAAUAUCCCGAAGAAGUGUUGACGAUACUCAAAAACAAGGAACGACUGCCAGGAGAAGUCAAAAGGUUGAUGAAAAGUAGCCCGUUACGCAAGCUGACAGUGUUUCUCGACGAUAACGGUGUUCUGCGUAUCGAAGGACGGAUUGAGGCAGCAAAAUUGAUUUCAUACGAAUCCAAGUAUCCUGUGGUGCUCCCAAAGCAGCACCACGUUACUCGACUGCUCGUCGAACAUUUUCAUCGGCGGUACGCACACGGUUACGGAGAAACUGUGAUCAACGAGCUUCGACAGAUCUUCCACAUUCCCAGUUUAAGAACCCUUGUCCGGCAGAUAGCCAAGCGUUGCUCAUGGUGUACCGUGUAUCGUGCUGCACCUCGGACCCCGCGAAUGGCACCUCUUCCAGCUGCGAGAGUGACCCCGUACGUGCGGCCAUUCACAUAUAUUGGCAUCGACUACUGUGGGCCUUUUCUGAUUCGCAUCGGUCGCAGUAACGUGAAGAGAUGGGUGGUACUGAUUACCUGCCUAACUAUACGGGCCGUCCAUCUGGAGGUUGCCUGCAGCAUGUCUAGCGAGUCGUGCAAGUUGGCGAUUAGGCGGUUUGUCGCGAGGAGAGGAGCACCGCAGGAGAUCUAUAGUGACCAAGGCACGAAUUUCGUUGGAGCUAGCAGGGAGUUACGGGAAGAAAUAGCAGCGUUGAACCACACAUUAGCCGGAACAUUUACAAACCGAGACACCCAGUGGCGUUUCAACCCUCCAGCUGCGCCCCAUAUGGGUGGAGUGUGGGAGCGUAUGGUACGGACGGUGAAAACUUCGUUGCGGACGUUAUCAACCAGCAGAACACCGGAUGAGGAGACGUUCCAGACCCUAUUAACCGAAGUGGAAGGUAUUAUCAACUCUCGGCCCUUGACAUUCGUGCCGUUGGGAUCUGAAGACGAUGAAGCUCUUACGCCGAACCACUUCCUACUGUUGAGCUCCAACGGUGUAGUUCAACCACCACAGGAACCGGUAGCGGAUGGCGGACGAACACUAAGGACUAAUUGGAACCAAAUACGGAUCAUGCUGGAUCAGUUCUGGAUUAAAUGGAUCAAGGGUUACUUGCCCACGAUAUGUCGCCGCUCCAAGUGGUUCGACGAUACCAAGCCGGUAGAAAUUGGAGAUUUGGUAGUGGUUGUCGAAGAAGGUGUUCGGAACAGCUGGACUCGUGGAAAGGUAGUCAAGGUAUAUCCCGGUAACGAUGGCAGAAUUAGGAAGGUGGACGUGCAAACUACGAAUGGAGUGUUGCAGCGGCCGGUUACGAAGGUAGCUGUGCUGGACGUGGCUGUGGGUGGUAUAGCUGAAGAAGGCCAGCAGCAAUACGGGUCGGGGAAUGUGCGCGAGUAA
Messenger RNA from Aedes albopictus (Asian tiger mosquito), 5430 nucleotides. RefSeq lists its product as uncharacterized. NCBI's taxonomy places the organism in Eukaryota, Metazoa, Arthropoda, Insecta, Diptera, Culicidae. Bases 1 to 5430 code for a protein of 1809 amino acids. Gene Ontology annotation, biological process: DNA integration. The record is from RefSeq and is a predicted model, not a curated record. The transcript has 2 exons. Gene Ontology annotation, molecular function: nucleic acid binding.